AUGCUGGGCUGCCGUUGGACCGCUACCACGCCGCUAAACUAUACUGGGACGAGCACAGGUGUUAGCGUCUUUCCCGCCCGCCAACCAGUCCAGCAGCGUCUUCCGGCCACCAAGACCGCCAGACAAACGCCCUGUCGCGCCUGCUUCGUCGUCCUGUCUCGAGGAGGCCGUUUCGGCGGCCGCCCUCUCGUCCUCGUUCCCACGGCUUCUCACGCACCGCCCGCCAAUCUUACAAAUUCGACGGCCGCCAUAGCCUCUUCCUUCUCGGAUCCCUCUUCCCUUCCUGUCAAUGUACCCUUACCUGCUCCGACGACAUUCCCCGACCCAGGCUCGACACCGAAUCCGCCUCCUGCUGCCGCAGCUGCCUCUCGUUACGCUCCGCCUUCGUCCUCGCGUCCUUUCGUACCUCUGAACUACGGCCAGCCGCCUUUCCGAUCGCGUGCUGCAACGACUUUUCAGCGUCCCCUCCGCCGGUUGUCUGCUGCCCGUCUCUGGAAUCCGACCAACUCAACUCCGCGCAGCACCGCCUCAUCGGCACGUCGCAACCAUUCGCAUCUGCAGCCGCUGCUACGACCACAGCCGCACGCUCCAGCCCACAGACGGGCGCCUUCCACGCCGCUGCCUCCUGCUGUUGCUCUCUCGCAUCCUGUUCUGCACGAUACUCGCCCCGUUGCAGACGACGAUCCCAUUGGAACCGGUGUCGCCGACUACCCUCUUCUCACCCUCCCCGAGCAGCGCCAGGUCCGCCACUCUACGUCGACCCGCGCCAGCCUGCAGGUCGAGCGUGCCGGAAGCGAAAAACGGGUGAGCUUGCCCAAGUCUCUCCGCCAUUCAUACGACGGAAAGCGUCUGGCCGUGAACCCAGAAUCCUCGCUUGCUGAGACGACUGACCUCGAUCCUGACCGUGGCGUCGAAGCUGCUGAGCGGAUCAUUGCUAGUGCUGCCGCGCCGCGUUUUUCCGGCCAAUUUUCCUUUACUUUUGCUGGGCCGUCUUCAACGCCGGACCCAGGCCCUCAAAUCGCAGGACUGCGGAGACUUGGCCAAAGCGCCAGCAAGCCGCAAGCCGCGGAACUGUCACACCAUUCAGAGACAGGCCGCCACCCGCGUCCCGACUCGGCUACGGCUCCAGCUUCAGGAGGACCCUUCGGGCUCGUUUUCGCGCCAAUCAAGGCCACCAAGCAAGACAAGGGAAAGGGCAAAAUGGCGCCCGCUGAGAGCGAAGAUGUGGCCAUCACCCGUCGCUCCUAUUCCAGGGACCUGGAACGAGGCCCCGAUGUCAUGAGCGCCAUUGACGGAGGCUCUGGCGCGAACAAGGAGGAUCACGCGAACCGGAACUCGACUGUGUCUAUGCCUGAUGGGAUCGGUAUCGGCUCGGCCAUCUCGUCGUCCAACUCGUCCAUCAUGGGCGACCCGGAGGCCCAACCAGACGCCGGCGAGGAAUGGGGGCCGCAACACCCGUGCUUUCCACACCGGAAUCCGCACGUCCCCAUGGACUCGCCCGAGUACGUGACCACACGCAUCAUCCGCAUCCGGCGCGACUGGCUGAUAGCAGGCGAUCUGGCGCCGACCUUUUCGAAUCUGUAUCCUGAGAUCCUAGACCCAGCAGGAAUGCCCGAGCAUGAGUUCCGGCGUGUCGUCGACAAGCUGAAUAAGGAGCUGUGCGGCAUAUUUGAGCCGUGGACCAUACACAACAUCAUCGACGGCGUCCUCGGCCUCCUGACUGGCUGGCUAUGGGAAGACAUGGGCAUGACGACCGCCAAGAGGCGGCUGGCCCAACUGGAACGUUGGGUUGAGCGGUGGAACGAGUCCAUGGCAGCAGGGAUGAACGGCAGCAGAAGCGGCCUCGCUGAGGACGGCCCCAUUCCGCCCAAAAUCAUCCCCUUGCGGGAGACGGGCUAUAUGACGAUAGGCGACCCGGAAAUUGCGCCGGCACCAGCCAGCACAGUCGCAUCGCGGGCUGGUCAGCCGAUGGAGGAAGCAUCGGCGAGCUGA
Messenger RNA from Grosmannia clavigera kw1407, 1992 nucleotides. RefSeq lists its product as uncharacterized. Bases 1 to 1992 code for a protein of 663 amino acids. The record is from RefSeq and is a predicted model, not a curated record. Gene Ontology annotation, biological process: protein targeting to membrane; peptidyl-L-cysteine S-palmitoylation. The transcript has 3 exons. Gene Ontology annotation, cellular component: endoplasmic reticulum palmitoyltransferase complex; extrinsic component of endoplasmic reticulum membrane. NCBI's taxonomy places the organism in Eukaryota, Fungi, Ascomycota, Sordariomycetes, Ophiostomatales, Ophiostomataceae.